Macadamia integrifolia is the source of this 1201-nucleotide messenger RNA. RefSeq names its product 5-amino-6-(5-phospho-D-ribitylamino)uracil phosphatase, chloroplastic-like. The record is from RefSeq and is a predicted model, not a curated record. Bases 1 to 1059 code for a protein of 352 amino acids. Lineage: Eukaryota; Viridiplantae; Streptophyta; Magnoliopsida; Proteales; Proteaceae. The transcript has 11 exons.
AUGGAUUGCAAAAUGAGAAGUUCUUCUCUGCUUUAUCCUCCACCAGCCUCAAGGCUUCGAAGAUUGAAGCGCCCAAGCUCAGUGAAGCAUUUAAUUGUCGGCAAAGCAUCUGGGUCCAAUGAAAAUUGUUCGAAGAAUGGGUUCCCGAUUAUGCCCAAAAUGAUUUUCAUGGAGGAGGUUAUAGGAGCUGAGUAUGGAGAAGGUUUUGAGACUUUUAGAUUAGACGGGCCUCUAAAAGUUGAUGUGGAUUUUCUGAAUGACAGAUUGCAAGAGGGUUUCCUGCAGAGGAUUCGCUAUGCUAUGAAGCCAGAUGAAGCAUUCGGUCUUAUUUUCUCUUGGGACAAUGUUGUGACUGAUACUCGAGCCCUGAAGCUGGAUACUUGGAAGCAACUUGCCUUCGAAGAAGGUAUGCUGGAUACCGAUAUUCCUGAAGACAGUGAUGUGCAAAAAUCAUUGCUUUAUGCAGGUGCUGAGCAUAUACUAUUAAAGGUUUUGCAUUGGGAGAGAGCGAAGAGUGCAUUGGAUAGAUUGAAAUUGAGGCUUUCAGAACUAUAUCAUGAGAAUCUUCUCAAUGUAAGCAAACCCAUCGAUGGAUUGGAGGAAUGGCUUGAUGCAGUCUCCACUGCUUGUACCCCUUGUGCUGUUGUUUCAUAUCUUGACAGGAGGGUUCUGGUUGAAGCUCUUGAGCAGAUGAACCUUAAGAAAUAUUUCCAGGCAAUCGUAAGUAAGGAAGAUGGAAUGGAGUCGAUAGCUCAUAGAUUCCUCUCUGCUGCAGUAAAGUUGGACAGGAAGCCAUCGAACUGUGUGGUGUUUGAGGAUGACCCAAGAGGCAUAACUGCUGCUCACAACUGUACAAUGAUGGCUGUGGCAUUGAUUGGUUCUCACCCUGCGUACGAGUUGGUUCAAGCUGAUCUUGCAGUUGCCAGUUUUAGUGAGCUUUCUGUGAUCAACCUUCGAAGACUAUUUGCUCACAAGGGCUCUACAUUCAUGGAUCUACAGAGGCAGGUCAUAGAGAAAAUCCCACCCAAGAGAAGGGUAACCGUUGACACUAUUUUCUAAUUCAGUUUCAUAGGUGUUCACUCUGUAUUAAGUAGCCACGAGGUGUACAGGAGUUUUUUUUUUUCCAAGUAUUUGGUUUUCUUUUUGUAAAUAGAUCAGUUGAAAUAUAUCAAUGUGAAUGCCCCCUUUUAUUGUGUUUGCA